GCUAGCUGUGAAUUGCAAGAUGGUCUAACAUGAACUGAAGACCUUGAAAUUGCAUUAGUUUCUGUACUGAAGAAGAAAAGAGGAAGAAACAGUUGUCUCUGUCACCUGAACUUUUAUCAUGAUAUUCUGUAUUUCCCUCAUCAUGCUGCUCUUUGCUGGAGGCAACUCGUCAUCCCCAAAUUCCUUAUCACAGGAGGAGGAGCGGAUUUUUCAGUACAUUGAUGGCCAUCAAGAUGAAUUCGUUCAGAACCUUGCAGGAUGGGUGGCUGUGGAGAGUGACUCCAUACAACCACAUCUACGAGCAGAAGUAACACGAAUGGUGAAGAUAGCUGCAGCCAGCCUUCAAGACUUAGGAGCAAGUGUAAUGCUCCGUGACAUUGGCGUACAACAGCUGCCCAGUGGCCAGAAUAUUUCUUUACCUCCUGUUAUUCUAGCAACACUUGGGGAAGAUCCACUAAAACCAACUGUGUGCUUUUAUGGCCAUGUGGAUGUGAUGCCUGCCAAAAUACAAGAUGGAUGGAAAACACCUCCCUACAACCUGACUGAAGUUGAUGGAAAUCUUUUUGGACGGGGAACAACAGAUGACAAAGGACCUGUCCUAGCCUGGAUAAAUGCAGUGAACACCUUUAAAGCACUGAACAUAGAUAUACCAGUAAACAUCAAAUUUCUGAUUGAAGGCAUGGAAGAAGCAGGGUCCAUUGGCCUAGAAGAACUAGUUGAAAAGGAAAAGGGACAUUUUUUCUCCGAUGUCAACUAUAUUGUGAUCUCAGACAAUAUUUGGCUCAGCACAACAAAGCCAGCUCUUACAUAUGGGACUCGGGGGAAUGCCUGCUUCUCUGUGCAGGUUGAAUGUGGCGAAAAAGAUCUUCAUUCUGGAAGUGUAGGUGGCAUUGUCCAUGAAGCCAUGUCUGAUUUGAUAGCCUUGCUUGACAGUCUUGUGAAUUCAUGUGGUCAUAUUCUGAUCCCUGGAAUUUAUGAUGAUGUUGCUCCGCUUACAGAAGAGGAGAAAAAGCAGUAUGAGUUGAUAGAAUUUGACUUGAAGGAAUACAAAGCUAGCAUUGGUGUAAAGGAAAUUAUCUAUGAUACCAAGGAGGAGAUUUUCUCACACUUGUGGCGUCUUCCAUCACUUUCUAUUCAUGGUAUCGAAGGGGCUUUUUAUGAACCAGGGAUCAAAACAGUUAUACCAUCAAGAGUCAUAGGGAAAUUUUCUAUCCGUCAAGUCCCUCACAUGGACCUUUCUAAAAUAGAAUGUCAGGUGAAAAAGUACUUAGAGAGGAUAUUCUCUAAACGGAAAAGCCCAAAUAAACUAAUAGUGUCGAGUGAAAUGGGUGCAAAACCAUGGGUUGCUAAUAUUAAUGACCCUCAGUACGAAGCUGCUAAAAAGGCAAUACAAAAAGUUUUUAAUCAGGAUCCAGAUAUGAUCCGGGAUGGUUCAACAAUUCCUAUUGCCAAGAUGUUUCAGGAUAUUACCAAAAAAAGUGUGAUGAUGUUUCCCAUUGGAGCUGCGGAUGAUGGAGAGCACUCCCAAAAAGAGAAGAUAAGCAGGUCUAACUACAUUAAUGGAAUAAAGGUGUUUGCCUCCUUUUUACUGGAGAUUUCAAAGCUCCACAAGACACUACAGGAAGCUUCCAGUUUGAAGAAAAUGGCAUGAAGCACAUUAUGGACUGCCUGCCUAGUGCCUACUUCUUUGAGAAAAUUUUCAACUUCAGAAUAAACAUGGAUAAAACCUCUAAACCUGUGUGAGUGCUUCCAGAAUUCACUGGUAUGACUGCCACAUAUAUUUGUCAUUUUGAAUAUAUUGUAUCAUUUAAAUCUAUGUAUUUCAGUCAUUUUCCUAUCUUUUAUUCUAUUCUAAUGUGGAAAAUGAAUAUGGUUGUUUCCUGAUGAAAUGUCGCUACUAGUCAUAAAUGAAACAUUUAGUGUGUCAUAUAAUUUCAAAGUCAAUCCAUUCCUAUUUUCAGAUACAUUUCAGUGUAAUAUAGUUUAUCUUUCUUUUUGGUUUGUAUGAAUUUAGCACUACCAUAUUUAAUGCCUAUUUAGGUUGGAUGACUAUAUAACUCUCUGCUUGAUAUAAAUAUCCGUACUGUUAAUUUUUAUCCCUUACUCCUCUCUUUAUUCUUCAAAGUUUGUCGACAAUGGUUUUCUAAUUUCUAUCACUGCUGACAAUAAAAACGUCCUUUCUGA
Molecule: messenger RNA, 2184 nt
Organism: Anolis sagrei ordinatus
Lineage: Eukaryota; Metazoa; Chordata; Lepidosauria; Squamata; Anolidae
Gene: CNDP1
Product: carnosine dipeptidase 1
Biological process (GO): proteolysis
Cellular component (GO): cytosol
Molecular function (GO): metallodipeptidase activity
Source: RefSeq, a predicted model, not a curated record